AUGCUGAACCGAAGAGUGGAAGAAAAGAAUAACUCCUUGGUUGGGGUAUUCAAAAACAACGUUCGGUGGUCCAAGGUGAAAAAAUGGCCGACAGAUCUUCUAUGCGAACAUGCCAACGUCCACAGUCUGGAGCUGUUCUCGGUUUUCUUCCACCAUCGCUCCUUCGGCUUCGCCUCCACCGACAAACUCUCCACCUCCGAGCGCGCUGGAGAACACACCAGACUGAACUCCAGCAUACGCCGCAGCACCAAGCACCGCCACGCUCCCUCCCGCGGCGGCCAGACCAAUGACGGUAGUAUUCUGAUCGCUCGGAGGCUCCACGGGAGCUGUGGUGUGAGGCACAGUCGGUUGGAUAGAAAUUGUGCGAGUGGAUGUCGAAGGUGUGGUAGUCAGCUCUUCCGCGGCUGUGCUUGUAGUCAGCUCUGCUGUGGUCGCGCUGGUCGUGGUGUCACUGGCGGGGCUGCUUGUCUGUUCACUAGCGGGUAUCGUGAUCUGUUCAUUGGUCUCAGAAGUUCCAGCAGGAGCGGUAGUCUGUGUGGGUUGUGUCUGAGGUCGGGUUCUUCGAGUGGUGGUAGUCUGCUCACCAGUGAGCGUGGUAGUCUUCUCCUCGACGGACGUUGUAGUCUGCUCACCUGUGGGCGUCUCCUCACGAGCGUGAGUGGUAGUUCGCGCGGUAGUGGUAGUCUGUGUGGGUUGUGUCUGAGGCCGGGUUCUACGGGUGGUGGUAGUCUGCUCACCAGCGGCCGUGGUAGUCUCGGGAGUUCCAGCAGUUGUUACAGCCGUCGUGGCAGUCUGCUCUCCACUGGGAGUGGUAGUCUCAAGAGUUACAGCAGGCGUGGUAGAUAG
Molecule: messenger RNA, 846 nt
Organism: Gregarina niphandrodes
Lineage: Eukaryota; Apicomplexa; Conoidasida; Eugregarinorida; Gregarinidae
Exons: 1
Coding region: 1-846 (281 amino acids)
Source: RefSeq, a predicted model, not a curated record